Molecule: messenger RNA, 1818 nt
Organism: Ramularia collo-cygni
Lineage: Eukaryota; Fungi; Ascomycota; Dothideomycetes; Mycosphaerellales; Mycosphaerellaceae
Product: probable siderochrome-iron transporter
Exons: 5
Coding region: 1-1818 (605 amino acids)
Biological process (GO): transmembrane transport
Molecular function (GO): transmembrane transporter activity
Source: RefSeq, a predicted model, not a curated record
AUGGGUGUUCUCGAUCAAGUCCGUGGACGCAAGCUCCACCAGGUCGCCACCAACGGACACGACAUUCACGAAGACGAGAAGCAUCCCAAGGCCUCUCAGGAUGGUACUUCAUCCUCGGGAUCCAGCACACUGAGUCUGGAGGCGCAGAACGAGAAGGAAAUCGAGCAGCACCCCGACCAGGUCACACAGGACGCACAGCUUGGUGUGAAGAAGGCUGAGGCUGCGGCCCUUGUAUGGACCAAGACGACUCUAUAUGCUACAUACGCUUGGAUCUGGGUCAACUUCUUCAUUCUCGCCUUCUCCUCCAGCGUCAUCAGCUAUGGCACUAUGGCAGCGUAUUCGAACUUCCGGACGGCACCCGAAGUCGCCACAGCCAACAUCCUGGCUUCCAUCAUCGGCGCCGUGAUCAAGCUGCCUGUUGCGAGACUGCUCAACAUCUGGGGCCGUGCCGAGGGCCUUUUGGUGUUCCUCGCCAUAUAUCUCAUCGGACUCAUUGUCAUCACAACUAGCAAUGGCCCCAACAGCUAUGCGGCUGGAUAUGUGCUCUACCAAGUCGGCUAUGGUUCCCUCUACCUCAUUCUAGAUGUCUUCAUGGCAGAUACAUCCGGACUCCGCAAUCGUGCAUUUGUCUUUGCAUUCGCCUCUACACCAUUCAUCUGCACAGCCUUCACUGGUCCCCUUGCAGCCGAUUCCAUUCUGGCGAUGACAACCUGGCGAUGGUCUUCCGGCAUCUUCUGUAUAGUUGUGCCCAUAACGAUGAUUCCACUUGCUGUGGUAUUCAAGUUUUACCAGCGCAAGGCUGCAACUUUGGGUCUCUUCGUACACGAGCCAAGUGGACGUACUACACUGCAGAGCAUUGUUCAUUACAUUCACGAGUUCGACGUCGUCGGUGCUGUCUUGAUCAUGGUUGCAUUCAUCCUAUUCUUGCUGCCGUUCAGCCUYGUCACCAAUAAUCGCGCCACAUACGSAAGCGCCACAUUCAUCGCCAUGGUGAUCAUCGGCUUCCUCAUGUUCUUCGUCUUCUAUGCAUGGGAGAGGUUCUUUGCGAAAAAGCACUUCAUCCGCUGGGAACUUUUGAAAGAAAGGACAGUCCUAGGUGCCUGCAUUCUGUCGGCCGUCCUAUUCUUCAGCUUCUACUCGUGGGACCUCUAUUACUACAACUUUGUCAAGGUCGUAUACGCAUUGCCUGUCAGCCUGGCCGGAUACAUGCAACAGAUCUACAACAUAGGAUCCUGUUUCUGGGGAGUUGUUUUCGGCGUCUACAUUCGCUACACCAAGCGCUUUAAGUACGCAUGCCUCUUCUUUGGUUUGCCAAUGAUGUUCCUAGGUUCUGGACUCAUGAUUCACUUCCGCGGCAACGACUACGGCAUUGGAUACCUCGUCAUGUGCCAACUGUUCAUUGCCAUUGCUGGUGGAACUUUGGUGAUUGGUGAGGACAUGGCAGUGAUGGCGUCUGCCGACCGCGAUGGGGUUCCAAUGAUGCUUUCCAUCMUUGGUAUUACUUCUGGCCUUGGCGGAGCUAUCGGACAAGCARUCACUCAGGCCAUCUACGGCGAGGUCUUCCCCAAAGCCCUGGCUCAUGCUCUCCCUGCAUCCGAGCAAGGGGCGGUGCAGACUCUUUUCAAUGGCGGAUACCUGGUCCAGGAACUAUACGUCCCAGGCACACUCUACCGCACUGCUGUGGAAUAUGCAUGGGGCCGCUACCAGUACUACUCGUGCAUUACUGCAGUCACCUCUCUAGUCUUGGCCAUUCCAUGCAUUGUUGUAUGGAAGAACUAUGAUGUCGGCAAGAAGCAGAACAAGGGUGUCAUGUUGUAG